Molecule: messenger RNA, 427 nt
Organism: Meloidogyne enterolobii
Lineage: Eukaryota; Metazoa; Nematoda; Chromadorea; Rhabditida; Meloidogynidae
Source: the annotation of a GenBank genome assembly
UAUUUUUCAGGACAUUGUAAUGUAUGCUCACUUUAACAAAUUAAACUAUUUCUGCACAGAAUGUAUUUACUCUCCAAAUGCUUAUCGAAUGAAUGCACGCUCAUUUAUUAAAGAAUUGGAAAGGAUAAGGCCUAGGGCGAUUUUGGAUAUUGUCCGGUCUGGGGAACAAUUUAAAUUAAGAGCUAAUGUGGCUGAACAAAUAUUAUCAAAAUGUGUAAAGUGUGGGUAUAUAACAAGUCAAAAAUAUUGUAAAGCUUGUUUGCUCCUAUAUGGACUAAACAAUGAUGACCCAACUGUUGGAAUUGCUAGGGUUAGUUUAUUUGAAAUAAUAUGGGUGAUAUUUUACGAAAUAUCUAUCAAUAAGGAGGUUGGCAGACAAAAUGCCUAUAAGGGAGGUAAUCGACAAAACGCCUAUCAAGGGGAUUAG